Molecule: messenger RNA, 3437 nt
Organism: Lethenteron reissneri (Far Eastern brook lamprey)
Lineage: Eukaryota; Metazoa; Chordata; Hyperoartia; Petromyzontiformes; Petromyzontidae
Product: isocitrate dehydrogenase [NAD] subunit alpha, mitochondrial-like
Biological process (GO): isocitrate metabolic process; tricarboxylic acid cycle
Cellular component (GO): mitochondrion
Molecular function (GO): isocitrate dehydrogenase (NAD+) activity; magnesium ion binding; NAD binding
Source: RefSeq, a predicted model, not a curated record
GACCUCUAAAGAUGAGGUCGCGCGCUGCGCAUGCGCACAACGACUUGGGCGACAAUGGCAGGAACGGCAUGCGCAGCGAUCUCACGGCUACUGAGGGGUGCCCAGCAGCGAGCAGGGGCGGCACCCGUCCGCUGGCAACAUGCGUCCAGCAAGGUGCCGCUCAGCACCGUCACGCUCAUCCCGGGCGACGGCAUCGGCCCCGAGAUCUCCGCCGCCGUCGUCAAGAUCUUCGACGCCGCUAGGGCGCCGAUCCAGUGGGAGGAGCGCAACGUGACGGCCAUCCUCAGCUCGUCGGGCAAGUGGGUCAUCCCCCCGGAGGCCAAGGAGUCGAUGGAUCGCAACAAGAUGGGGCUGAAGGGGCCCCUGAAGACGCCGGUGGCCGCGGGCCACCCGUCCAUGAACCUGCUGCUGCGCAAGACCUUUGACCUGUACGCCAACGUGCGCCCGUGCGUGUCCAUCGAGGGCUUCCGCACGCCCUACGACGACGUGGACCUGGUGACGAUCCGCGAGAACACGGAGGGCGAGUACAGCGGCAUCGAGCACGUGAUCGUGGACGGCGUGGUGCAGAGCAUCAAGCUGAUCACGGAGCAGGCGAGCCGGCGCGUGGCGGAGUUCGCGUUUGAGUACGCGCGCAGCAACAAGCGUCACACCGUCACCGCCGUUCACAAGGCCAACAUCAUGCGCUUGUCGGACGGCCUCUUCCUGAAGAAGUGUCGCGAGGUCGCCGAGACCUUCAAGGACAUCAAGUUCACGGAGAUGUACCUGGACACUGUGUGCCUCAACAUGGUGCAGGACCCCACGCACUUCGACGUGCUGGUCAUGCCCAACCUGUACGGGGACAUCCUGAGUGACCUGUGCGCGGGUCUCAUCGGGGGCCUCGGGGUCACUCCCAGCGGCAACAUCGGCACCAACGGCGUUGCCAUCUUCGAGUCGGUGCACGGCACGGCACCCGACAUCGCCGGCAAGGACCUGGCGAACCCCACGGCGCUGCUCCUGAGCGCCGUGAUGAUGCUGCGCCACAUGGGCCACACGGGCUACGCCCAGCGCAUCGAGGCGGCCUGCUACGGCACCAUCAAGGACGGCAAGGUGCUCACGGGAGACCUGGGAGGGAAGGCAAAGUGCUCCGAGUUCACGGCCGAGAUCUGCAGCCGCGUCAAGGACACGGAGUGACGUCAGCCUCGUCGUCGCCGCCACCGCGUUCCCACCCACCGCCUGGGCCGCCCCCUCCCUCCAUCGUUGCGGCCAGCACGUGCGUGUAGGGCCCCUAUUCUCUUGCAUGCCCCAUGGUUACUGACAAGGCCCCAUGGUUACUGACAAGGCCGGCCGCCGCCGCCGCCGCCAAAGCCGAGAAGAGCUGGCCUAGGCUGCGGUCGCGGCGGCGGCGGUGGUCCUAGGUGGUUGAUAAUCGUCUAAUACUGUCUGCAUUUCCGGCAAUUGUUCAUUUUCGCGCAACACACGUACACACACGUGCACACACGUGCGCACACGUGCACACGCACGCACACGUACGCACACGCACGCACACAUGCGCACGCACGCAUUCACACGUACUGACCGCACGUACAGACGCACGCACAGACCGCACGCACAGACCGCACGCACUCCGAAUAGGUGCUCGUCCGUCACGUUUCAGGCCUCCGUAAAGGUGGCCGCCACGCGUCGUCGUCGUCUUCUUCGUCUUAAGCAAACUUCCGUUCCGCAGGGGCCACGCGGCUUGCCUGACGCCGUCCGUCCUUCCACGCCAAUUCCAGAGCCGUUGGGACUUCCGGUCCUUUCCGUUUCAAACGCCGCGCAGCUUUUCAACGACGUCCGUGCGACGUCGGAAUUGUUCGUGUCUGAAACGCACAAUCCGCGUGCCGUGUCGCGCCGGGGUCCAGAGGGAGAGAGAGGCCCCGGGGGGCCUUUGCCGUGUCUGUCCGCGAGGUGGGGGGCCCCCCCCACGCUCCCGUGGGCACGGAGGCCGCGUCGCGCGAGAAGCGUCGCGUCGCGUGGGUGCUCGUAGGUGGCGCGAUGCAGCUCGGUGAUGUUGCCAAACUCCACGAGUUUCGUUUUUGUCGGCGCCGCUGGUGCCGCCGAUGGUGGUGGUGGUGAUGGUGGUGAUGGCGGUGGUGGUGGUUAUGGUGGUGGAGCGGGCUGGACCAGAGCCAUCAGCCCCAGCCGCCCCCCCCCCACCGCCCCCCCACCACUACUGCCCCCCACUACUCCCCACCCCCCACCACUACUCCCCCCCCACCUCCCCCCCACCCCCACCGUGCCAUCGCCUUAAUCUGCAAGGGGAUAAACGUCACUCGCCCCUUCCCGUAACGAGACCUCAGUUCAUUUCAUUUCCGCCGCCAAUCAUUCCACUCCUCAUCUGCCUCCUCCGCCGUGCUGUGACUAAAACACGGGGGGGCGAGCGCCGUUUAUCCCGGGAUUAAGGAGGGAACCUCAACCCAACAACAAAAGGGCACUUUUGUGAUAUAAAGAUGGAAUCCCCCCCACCCCCCCCCAAUAGCCUUGAGCACACUGUUUGGGGCAAGUGCUCCGAACGAAGGCCGGCACUGACACACGACGAGGUGGGUGGCCAACAACACCCCCAGUGCUGGGGUUUUAACACCGCACCAGGUACUCAAUUGAGGCCGAGUCGACCUAGGGGAGGGCCCAGGACCGGUUCAAACAUUCGCCGCUGUGAGCAAUGGUGACUGCCUCCUCCUCGAGUGGUCCGUGCAGUUCCAGGUCUUGGCUCCCCCGACUCCCCUGACUCCCUCCCCACCCUCCCAAGUCGUUUUACAUCAUUUCUCUCACUCCGUCUCUUGGCCGACGUCCCUUACGCCGGUUCAGCUUCCUCCAUAACCCCCCCCCCACCUCUUGAGAAUGUUUCCCGAAGGCGUUGACUCAUGGGUUGUUGUAAAUCGUUACAGAAUCCAUGCGUGUGCAUGGUUACCCCCCCCCCCCUAACGUAUUGAAAAAUCUGUUUAUAUACAGGGCGCUUCAACAGAAAUGUGAACACUUCUGAGAAUUUGCAACGACACUACGUUGAAUGUGCCGCCUCCGUGUUCUGGAGACCACCUGGAGAAGAUUCCAGGCCACGUGUUGGAAACCCUUUCGACUGUUUGAAGCUAUUAACAUCACACUUGUUAUCACGUUCUCUAUUUAAAAACGAUAGGCCCAUAUAAGUGUUCACAUUUGUUUGAAGCACCCAGUGUGUGUGUGUGUAUAUGCUUUUUGAGUGGGUAGGGAGGGGAUGGAGCUCAUUUUAAAUGGAACUCUGCGAUGAUGAUGAUGAAGAUGAUGAAGAGUAGUCCACUUGCGACUCCGCCGACCCCACUGAUACGGCGGACGGGGUGAGAGCUUGUACGCACCGAUUGUUGAUCGUGGCCGACCAGCGCGGCUCCCCACCCAUUGUCGUUUGCUGCUGCCGCUAAACGUAAUAAGCACAUAAUAAAGAAUCACGCGCG